This is a messenger RNA of Penicillium cataractarum, 1740 nucleotides long. RefSeq names its product alpha-keto acid decarboxylase family protein. The coding region runs from base 1 to 1740 and encodes 579 amino acids. NCBI's taxonomy places the organism in Eukaryota, Fungi, Ascomycota, Eurotiomycetes, Eurotiales, Aspergillaceae. Gene Ontology annotation, molecular function: carboxy-lyase activity; thiamine pyrophosphate binding; magnesium ion binding. The record is from RefSeq and is a predicted model, not a curated record. The transcript has a single exon.
AUGGACACAAUUGCCCUUACAGAAUACCUUUUCAUCCGGCUUCGACAGCUGGGGCUGGACACGAUCCACGGUGUGCCCGGGGACUACAAUCUCAGCGCACUGGACUUUAUCGAACCACUGGGCCUGCGAUGGGCGGGAAACUCCAACGAGCUCAACGCAAGCUAUGCGGCAGAUGGCUACGCCAGGGUGAAGGGAAUUGGUGCUCUUGUCACCACGUCCGGGGUGGGCGAAUUGUCCGCAAUCAACGGGAUUGCAGGCGCGUAUGCAGAGCGCUCGCCAGUGGUUCAUAUCGUCGGCACCCCGCCGGUUGAAAUACAAGCGUCGGGCAUGUGUCUUCACCACACCUUUGGAGAUGGCAACUUCCGCCGGUUUGCUCAAAUGGCAGAGCAUGUUGUAGUCGCCCACGCCAACCUGACCACGGUCGAGACCAGCGCCGAGGAAGUUGACCGCGUAUUGACCAUGUGCAAACUGCACAGCCGCCCCGUGUACAUCGAGCUGCCAACAAACAUGGUCAAGGCCCAAGUCUCCCGGGCCCGACUGGAAGAAGUCAUUCCACCAGCGGACACAUGCGUCUUGAACCGUGAGAUCGUGGAAACCACGUCUCAGGCGAUUUUGACGAGACUCUAUGCUGCGCAGCAGCCGAUGCUUUUACUGGAUGGAUUUGUGAGCCGAUACAACGCGCGAGCAGAGGCCCAAGAGUUGGCACGAGCGCUUGGGAUCCCGACCUACUCGACUGCCUUCGGUAGGAGCGUUCUGGAAGAGCCGCUACCAAACUUCCACGGGGUUUACUCAGGGCCCACCGGAAACUCCAAGCUGCACGCCUGGGCCCAGAGUUGCGAUCUGGUCCUGACGUUGGGACCGCUAUUCUCGGACUCCAAUACCUUUGGAUUCACCACCAAGCCCGAUCCGAAAGUUUCGAUUGCCAUUCAUAGAGAGCAUGUGGAGCUUCCUGGGUCAGAUCCUAACCGGAGCGAGACCAUACACGGGGUGUCUAUGAACCAGCUCCUGCGGAGCAUCCUCAACCUUCUGGACACCGCGCAGCUGCUCUCAGUGCAGCACCCAGCCAUAGCAGGACAGGAUGUGCCCCUCCAGAUCCCAUCUUACGACGAACCCUUAAAACAGCAGACGCUAUGGGACUUCCUGUCACAGCAUCUUCUCCCCGGCGACAUUGUUCUUGCUGACACCGGAACCAGCUCAAUUGGAUCUAGUACAAUGGUACUUCCUCCACUGUGCACCUAUAUCACCUCUCCAAUCUGGCUUUCUAUCGGAUUUGCACUCCCUGCAACCGCCGGGGCCGCAGCGGCGAAGAGAGAUCUAGUUCUGACAGGACAGGCCAGUCGUGGUCGCACGAUCGUAUUCGAGGGGGACGGCAGUUUCCAGAUGACCGCACAGUCAGUCAGUGAUAUGAUUCGCGCCCGGCUGGAUGUAAUCAUCAUCGUGCUCAAUAAUCAGGGAUACACGGUGGAGCGGUGGAUCCAUGGAAUGAAGGCGCACUAUAACGAUAUUAUGCCCUGGCGGUAUCUUCAGACAGCUGACUACUUCGGGGCCGUGCAGGACGAUAGCUAUCCGAUUCUCACUCAGCGGGCAUCCAAUUGGAGGGAGCUGGCACAAGCGCUGCAGGCCCCUCAAGUUGUCAAGGGUAAAGGAUUGACGAUCGUGGAGCUGUUGUUGGAAGAGUCGGAUGCCCCUUUGCCACUGCAGCAAAUGGCUGGCGCUGCGGCCAAGCGAUUCUGCACUUAG